AUGCCGCUCAUCAAUGGGCAAAAGAUGGCCUGUGAGCCUUGCAUUCGCGGCCAUCGCUCAACAAAGUGUAACCACGCCAAUGACCGACUCAUGGUUCCAGUCCGGAAACCUGGUCGUCCACUCAGCUCAUGCCCUCACCCCGCCUCGCGGCCCUGCUCUUGCGCCGCCGUUACGGCCGCCAUUCCCAAGAAGCAGACUUGCCGCUGCGGUCCCCCUUCUUCCUCACAGCCUGCCGCUCCCGAGACGAUUAAGAAGGAGCCAGAGUCGAAUGGCUCAUCAUUACCAACAAGCCCCACGAGGUCUACACCAACCGCGCCUUUUAGAGUUCAGAAGCCGUCGUCGAAGAGCGCUACCCGUAAACAGUCUGUUGAUGUCGCCGGGCUCGAAAGGAUGGAUGUCAACCAGAUCAAUAUCAUACAAGGCUUUGACCCUUCUCAGCAAGCACCAGUAAACGGGACAAACGGAGUGAAUGGACAUGCGACUAUGAAUGGGAUGGGACCGUACGCCGCCAUGGGCAUGCCCAUGGGAGCCCCCCCCUUUACCAUGUCCGGCAUGUAUCCUAUGAUGCAGCAGCCCAUGGCGCAGCCUUUUACCCCGCAAGUCAAUGGCUCGACGAAUGGGCACAGCGAAACGCCUAACGGUAGCACGGAGCCUACCUCGGGCGGCUGCUGUAGUGGAAAGCAGACACCGCAAAUAUCCUCUGUUGAAAAGAAAGACGGCCGAAGGAAAGACGCCCAGAAGGACAGCGAGCCUCAAGCUUCAGGAAGCUGCUGCUCGUCAAAGACCAACGGCACCAAUACUCCAGCGCUAACGCCCACCGAAUCUACCAACGGACACUUGAACGGAAACGCCAUGCCCAUGUUCCAGCCGCCCAUGAAUAUGGCCAACGGCAUGUAUCCAUUCUUCGCCACGCCAAACAUAUUCACAUACCCUCCUCAAUACGGCUCCUACAUGCAGCCUCUUCAACCAAAGCAAUGGAGACAGGCCAUGAGUAACAUGAACAUGGCUCCCCACCUACAGCAAGCGUACAUGUUUGGUGGCCAACCGGCUGCACCCUACCAACAGGCCGGACCGUCAGACGCAACAUGGACGUCUCACCAGUGCAGCUGCGGCGACUCUUGCCAGUGUGUCGGAUGUGCUGCGCACCCGUACAACGAUGCUACUCAGAGUUACGUUCGCUCUGCCUGGAAUGCCAUGAUGCAGGACUCACAGUCUGCACAAAACGGACACGGCCACACCAACGGCACGCAUUCGCCACCAAAUGGCGCACACGCAAUCACCAAUGGGCAGCUUCCGCAUACUAACGGUAUCACCGCGAUGACCUCAGGAAGUAAGACGGAUGGCGCCAUCUCGCCAACGGCCCCCCAAACUCCGUCGGAUGCCACGUCUGGGCUGGCAGAGGAGCAGGCUCUGUCAGCCAACGACUUUUUCUUCGUCAGCUACCCAUUUAAUGACGGAUGCGAAGGCGAAAUGUCAAGCUGCUGCGCUAUCCACAACAACCCCAGCCCCGAGCUAGGAAAUUGA
This is a messenger RNA of Beauveria bassiana ARSEF 2860, 1524 nucleotides long. RefSeq names its product copper fist DNA binding domain-containing protein. The record is from RefSeq and is a predicted model, not a curated record. NCBI's taxonomy places the organism in Eukaryota, Fungi, Ascomycota, Sordariomycetes, Hypocreales, Cordycipitaceae. Gene Ontology annotation, molecular function: DNA-binding transcription factor activity, RNA polymerase II-specific; RNA polymerase II cis-regulatory region sequence-specific DNA binding; copper ion binding. Bases 1 to 1524 code for a protein of 507 amino acids. Gene Ontology annotation, cellular component: nucleus. Gene Ontology annotation, biological process: positive regulation of transcription by RNA polymerase II; intracellular copper ion homeostasis; intracellular iron ion homeostasis. The transcript has 3 exons.